Messenger RNA from Linnemannia hyalina, 909 nucleotides. The record is from the annotation of a GenBank genome assembly. Lineage: Eukaryota; Fungi; Mortierellomycota; Mortierellomycetes; Mortierellales; Mortierellaceae.
AUGCUCCCAGAGACGAUACGACAGCAGCAAAUCGACACCACCAUCAGAUUCUCAGGAUUCGAUUCGCUUGGGACAAAUCCAGAUUUCCGAUUCGACUACUGGUAUGGAGUACGAGAGGCAUUGCACGAUAUCGGGGUGUGUGUCCACACAGCACGGGUCCCACCUUUUUCCGGCAUCCAGAACCGAGCCGAGGCGCUACGCAGUUAUAUCGAACGGACGGUCCCACAUGGAACGGAACUGAACUUGAUCGGUCACUCUAUGGGCGGACUCGACUGUCGAUACCUCAUCUCUCACCUCCAGUCCCCGCACUUCAAAGUGCGGUCCUUGACCACACUCGGAACACCACAUCGAGGAUCGCCCUUUGCCGAUUAUGUCAUGUCGGAUAUUGUGGGGCGCGCACGGCUGGAGGCGUUCUGGACACUGCUGGGACUGGUCGGGAUUGAGCGUGGUGCGGCAGAGAACUUGACGACCUACUAUCUCAAAAAUGAAUUCAACCCCAACACACCCAACCAGCCUGGGGUUUCCUAUUUCAGCUACGCAGCGUCCUUCGAGCCGGGUUACUUUUCUCGGUUCCGGUUCCCCUGGCAAGUGAUUAUGGACCGGGAGGGACCCAACGAUGGACUGGUGAGCGUCAAGAGUGCUCAAUGGGGGAAGUAUAUCAGAACGAUUCCGAAUGCCGACCACAUGGAUCUGAUGAACUGGGUCAAUGCCCUGGCAUGGAGUCGAGCCCGGUUUCCUUGGGCUCUAGGUGGGUCGAGUCAUGAUCCUGAAGGGCGACCCAAGGGUGCGUUCGAGACGGAUAAUGAUGAUGAGGGGGAUCGGAACUCUCCGAAGGAAGAGCCAGCUCUGUUCAAUGCCAUUGAGUUGUACCUCGAGAUCUCUGACAUGCUGCACGAGCAUGAUCUGUAG